GCAGAGGCCCUGCCUCUUUUCUCUUAGCAACUAAUGCGUCUUAGCAACGCCUUGCCCAGGAGUUUGUGCUAUUGGGAUUUGUUUUUCUGAGAGUCUAUCACCAGCUCUCAAAGGCGCUUUUCUCCAGUUUACUGCCGAGGCUUCUUUCUCUUCACUUUAGUAAUACUGUAUCAGAUUAAGUCAGAACCAUGGCUCCAAAAUCCCCACAAAGAAAGACCGUAAGUGGCCAGAAGUCAACAUCCGGCAAAAAGAAACAAAAAUCAACAUUGCCUGCUAAUGAAGAAGAGGAACCAGUAAAUAUGGAAAGCAUGGGCCAUCCAGAAAUUUAUCCUUUAGUAUUGACUACCAAGACUCAGGAAAUAUUCAACUGCCGAAUAGAUGAAGAUAUCACAGAUGAAAUACCAUACAAACUUAUCAAAAAAGAAGAUAUUUUUGAGGACUUACACAGAAGAGCUGCAGUAUCUGAUUUCCACCCAAUCAAAAAAAUUGUUCAGGACUAUCCCGGAAAUGAGCUUCUACUUGUUUACGACAAAGACUUCAAAUAUGGGUUGAACUUUUAUAUUAUUGGUACUGAAGAGGGCAAGGACAAUUAUUUAAAUGCCCCAGAGGUACCAGAAGAACAAGAAGAACAUAAAGAACUUAUUCCUGAAGAAACAUAUACUUACACACCACCCAUCUCUAAACCUUGGGUUUCUUUGGGCAGUGAAAAAGAAAUAGAGGAAGAAUCGGUUAAAAAAUCUACAAAGCAGGUUACAUAUAUGAUUUCUCGAAAACGAAUUGAUUUUGGUGCACCAAUUUCCUUCAGUGACCAAAAUGCUUCCAGUGUAAAAGAGGCCUACAUCGAAUGUACAGCCUACCCAGAUAAAAAUUUCACCCUUAAAAAACUUGAGAAAAAUGUUGGCAUGCAAGCAAUCCCCCAAGUCAAGGACACAAGUACUCAGACAAAAUGGACAUAUCCCCAAAAUGCUAGUACACAAUAUUUUUCAAGAGAAUUCUCAGAAGAGGAAAAAGAAAUGGUUGGACAAUCAAAAUCUUUUUCUGAUUUUCUUAACAAGGUAUCCACAAGUGUUGAAAUAGCCCUGCAGCAAAAUGAAAUUAUGAACCUGUUUACUGACGACUGGAAGUCCUUGGCAGAAGAAGAAGGUACCUUUGGGGACAAGACGGAUACCCACCUGAAAGAGUUUCAGUCCUUUACCGACCUCCACAGCCAAACCGAGAAAACAAUCACCUGUGUCUCAUGGCAUCCAGCUAUCUAUGGACUAAUAGCAGUGUCGGUGGCUGUACGACUUUCCUUAGAAGACAGAGUCCACUUUUCUGGUAAAUUACUGCUGCAGCCAUCAUUGAUUCUUUUCUGGAGUUUCUCUGAUCCCAUACAUCCUCAGUUAAUGCUGGAGAGCCCAGAUGAUAUCUUCUGCUUCAAGUUCUGUCCGAGUGACCCUAACAUCAUUGCUGGAGGCUGUAUAAAUGGACAGAUUGUCCUGUGGGAUAUCACAGCACACGCAGAUCGCAUAGAAAACAUUAAAGCAGAUGGUAGUGGAAGUAAAAAAGCCACACUCAAGCCUAUAUUUCUCCUUGAACCAGACAGUAAUAAAGAAGCAAUGUAUAUCAGACACUGUGCUGUCUCUUCAAUAGAAAAUGGUCAUAAGAAUGUAAUUACAGACAUACACUGGCUGGCUGACACAUUUGAGAUUAACAGACUCGGCUAUGUCUUUGAGAAUCGAAGUGAAAUAUCCUGUCAACUUGUCACCUGUUCGGCAGAUUGCACAAUCUGUUUCUGGGAUAUUAGACCACAGAAAACUUUAACCCCUCUACUGACAGAGAAAAAGAAAGAAGAAAGUAUUGAAGUUCCUUUUGAUGUACCAUCUACAUUUCUGCACCUAGACCUCUCCUGGAAACCUUUCAUUAAGAUGAAGCUAUCUAAAGGCGAAACAAAUUUAGACCACUGUCCAACCAAGAUAAGCCUGAGUGAAGACCAACUUCUUUCCAAAUUAUCAGACAAAAUGUUAACCCAGACCAAAGCAGUAGAAAUGAACCCGUACCGAAAUCUUGAAGCUGGAUUAGCCAAUCUUCUCAAGCCAAUUGACGACUUCUGCACCAAGUUCUUUGUGGGAACAGAGGAAGGUGAAGUGAUAUACACAGAUUGGAAAAUGGAAAGAGAUCCUGACACUGGCAGGAUGAUGGCAAAGAAACCCGUGUGCCUCUACUCUGUCCAUGAUGGAGCUGUUCACACCGUUCAGAGAUCACCUUUUUACAGUGACAUUAUCCUCACCGUGGGGGGGUGGAAUGUGGCCAUCUGGAAAGAAGGUGUUAUGACUGGACCCCUCCUUCGGUCAUGCUGUGCUGCAAAAAGGUACACCUCAGGGCACUGGUCCCUGACAAGGCCUGGUGUUUUCUAUAUUGGCCGAGAGGAUGGAUAUGUUGAUACCUGGGACCUUCUGGAAAAAACCCACGAACCAGCCCAAUCACAAAAUAUUUGCAUAACUAUGAUCACUUACAUCAAACCUUGGACAUUUUCUGCUAAGCAGCAGUUUCUAGCCAUAGCUGAUUAUUAUGGAACACUGCAUAUAUUAGAAAUCCCUUGGACAUUAAGUCACCCUUCCACCAAUGAGGUAUCAAGUGUUAACUACUACUUUGAAAGAGAAGUCAAGCAUCUGGAGUACGUAGAACAGCGCAAAAAUAUUCGUGAACAAGAAAAGAAAGACAUGGAGUUAGAAAUGGAAAAGAAAAAACAUAAAACAUACCAGAAGUCAAAAGAACAAAUAGAAGCUGAAUUAAAAAUGGACUAUGAGAGUUAUUUGGAACUGGAAAAGACCAUCCUUAUCAAUCUUGGCCUAGUCAAAGUUCCGGAGACGAUGUCACACAUGGAAACGAUCUAGAGAAGCUUUCUGAAGGGGUGUCUGGAGGACUCUAUGGGUCUUCUCUCUCUUCAUUCAUUAUCAGUUUGAACUAGCAAACUGAACAUAUAGAGGUUCAUUGUAAAUAUAGGCUUUUAUUUCACUGCUAUUAAAACAUUUGAAUUACAGCAGUAAAAUC
This is a messenger RNA of Heterocephalus glaber (naked mole-rat), 3033 nucleotides long. It is a transcript of the gene Dnai3, whose product is annotated as dynein axonemal intermediate chain 3. The record is from RefSeq and is a predicted model, not a curated record. Gene Ontology annotation, cellular component: inner dynein arm. Gene Ontology annotation, molecular function: dynein light chain binding; dynein heavy chain binding. Lineage: Eukaryota; Metazoa; Chordata; Mammalia; Rodentia; Bathyergidae. Gene Ontology annotation, biological process: inner dynein arm assembly; cilium movement involved in cell motility.